AUGGCGCGCCGUCGUGGCAGGAAGGGACUGUCACUGCUGCUGGCCUUGGCCUUGGGCAGCGGCUCUGCUGUCGCAGCAUCCAUUACCGCCGUUGCGGCUGGUCCUGCACCCGCAUCCGCACCCGCACCCGCACCUGCAGCGCAUCCUUCGCCUGCAGUGCAACCGCAACCGCCGCAGCGCAAGGAAGACGCCGCGCCGCCGAGGGUACGGGCAGAUCGAGAUAGGCGCCAGCAGGCACCGCUGCAGCAAUGGCCUCUCCAUGCACCAGCUGCGGCCGAGGACGAAUCCCGAGCCCAAGCUGGUGCCCCGCCGGCGCCCCCCCAGCGCCGGCUUCACGGUCGCUUCCUGCACAUUACCGACUUUCAUCCCGAUGAUCUCUACAAGGUGCACUCCUCCACCGACGAGGACAUCGCCUGCCACCGCGGCAACGGCAUCGCCGGUACCUACGGCACCGCAAGGUCCGACUGCGACUCGCCCUACUCCCUCGUCAACGCCACCUUUGCCUGGAUCGAGGCCAACAUCCGGGACCAAAUCGACUUCGUCAUCUGGACCGGCGACUCGGCCCGCCACGACAGCGACGAACGUCACCCGCGCCACGAGGCUCAGGUGCUCGCCUCGAACCGCGCCAUCGCCGACAAGUUCGUCGAGACCUUCGUCGCCGACGGCUCCGGCAGGCUGUCGGUGCCCGUCGUGCCGACCUUUGGCAACAAUGACUUUCUGCCCCACAACAUCAUGCGGCCCGGCCCCAACAAGUGGUUCCAGGCCUACGGCGACAUCUGGAGACGCUUCAUCCCCGAAGAGCAGCGCCACCUCUUCGCCUUCGGCGGCUGGUUCGCCGUCGACGUCGUACCCGACCGCCUCGCCGUUCUGAGCCUCAACACCAUGUUCUUCUUCGACCGCAACGCCGCCGUCGACGGCUGCGCCGACCCCGCCGAGCCGGGCUACAAGCUAAUGGAGUGGCUGGGCGUCCAGCUGCAGCGCCUCCGCGACAAGGGCAUGAAGGCCAUCCUCAUGGGCCACGUCCCGCCCGCGCGGACCGACAGCAAGCAGAACUGGGACGAGACGUGCUGGCAGCGCUACCACCUCUGGCUGCACCAGUACCGCGACGUCGUCACCGCCUCGCUCUUCGGCCACAUGAACAUCGACCACUUCCUGCUCGCCGACACGCGCAACAUCGACCUCGCCACCGUCGCCGGCCAACGCCGCCCGCCGAAGCACGAUUCCAUCUCCCUCCUCUCCAAGGGCGACUACCUCCAGGACCUGCGCGACGAGUGGGGCGACCUGCCCGGCCCGGCCAUGAAGCCGCACGGCGACGGCGCCGGCGCCGACGACGACGAUGACGACGACGACGACGAUGACGACGCCCUUUCCCUCCUCUCCAAGGGCGACUACCUCGAGGACCUGCGCGCCGCGUGGUCCAACCUGCCCGGCUCCGUCAUGGAGCUUCUCGAUGACGACGGCGACGACAAGAACGGCGGAGAGGACGACGGCACCGACCGUACGUCGGGGAAGAAGAACAGGAAGGGCAGAAAGAGCAGGAAGAAGAAGAAGAAGAAGGGGGGAAAGAAGAAGGGCAAGAACAAGUACGACAAGAUCGGCGGCCUCUACGGCGAGCGAUACCAGCUGUCCCUCGUCUGCCCCAGCGUCGUGCCCAACUACUUCCCGACCCUUCGGGUGUACGAGUACAACGUGACGGGCUUGAACGAGGCGACGGUCUGGCAGGACGCCAUGGCCGCCGCGGCCGCCGACGACGACGCGGCCGCCUUCCACGAGGAGCUCAAGCGGCAGGCGCCCGCCGACGGGACGCGCAAGCGGAGGAAGGGUGGCAGGCGGGAGAAGAGCGGCGAGGACGAGGACCUCGUGGUGCCCGAGGACCCCCCCGCAGCCUCGCUUCCCGGGCCCGCCCACUACCCGCAGCCCUUCACGCUGACGGGGUACGUGCAGUACUUUGCCAACAUCACCUACAUCAACAACGACGAGGCCGGCGACGACAUGGACGCGUCCUCGAAGAGGCGUGGCGGCAACUCGGACGAGAGGCCCGAGCGACCGGUGCCGAAGCCACGCGCGUUUCGCUACGAGGUCGAGUACAGCACCUUUGACGACGCCAUCUUCCAGCUCAAGGACCUCACCGUUCGGAGCUAUCUCAACCUGGCCUAUCGCAUGGGCAGGAGGAAGAGGAACGAGUGGUCAUCGGCGGGAGGCAGCGGUGACGGCGAUGUCGACUUUGACGGCGACGAUGACGACGAGCGGGCGCAGGAGGAGGACGAGAAGGAGGACGAGGACGAGGAGGGCGACGACCAAGUCGACGGCGGUCGUUUCGACGCCAGCACAAAGGGCAGGAAGGGGAGGAAGCGCCGGCAGCGAGAGCGCAACAGGACCUGGCUGCACUUUCUCGACCACGCCUUUGUCAGGACGGUGCCCCGCGAGGAUCUGGAGGUGAUGAGAAGGUGA
This is a messenger RNA of Drechmeria coniospora, 2451 nucleotides long. RefSeq names its product Endopolyphosphatase. Gene Ontology annotation, molecular function: exopolyphosphatase activity; endopolyphosphatase activity. The transcript has 2 exons. Gene Ontology annotation, cellular component: membrane; fungal-type vacuole. The coding region runs from base 1 to 2451 and encodes 816 amino acids. The record is from RefSeq and is a predicted model, not a curated record. NCBI's taxonomy places the organism in Eukaryota, Fungi, Ascomycota, Sordariomycetes, Hypocreales, Ophiocordycipitaceae. Gene Ontology annotation, biological process: polyphosphate catabolic process.